This is a messenger RNA of Zea mays, 1191 nucleotides long. RefSeq names its product augmenter of liver regeneration. NCBI's taxonomy places the organism in Eukaryota, Viridiplantae, Streptophyta, Magnoliopsida, Poales, Poaceae. The record is from RefSeq and is a predicted model, not a curated record. Gene Ontology annotation, molecular function: flavin adenine dinucleotide binding; flavin-dependent sulfhydryl oxidase activity. Bases 157 to 654 code for a protein of 165 amino acids. Gene Ontology annotation, cellular component: mitochondrion. The transcript is spliced from 7 exons.
CGAUUUUACUGUGCUUCCUUCCUUCGCACCCCGCCUCGGCCGGCGUCGCCACGCGCACCCCGCCUCAUCCAUCCACCAAUCCACCGCCUUUCGCAGGAUUGCGCUUGCUACCCCGGGUCCCCACCACACGCACGCGAGCCCGCGGCCACCACCUCGAUGCCACUGACGGGCUGGAAUCCGCUGGCGCCCGUCCUCCAGACCGUCGCCGCUUUCUCCCGCCACAUCCUCAUCGCCCCCGACGCCGGGCUCGACGACCACCGCCUCCGCCCCCUUCUAGCGCUCUCCCUCUCCCCGCCUUCGCCGGCACCACCGCAACCGGAGGUCCGGAAGGAGAAGAAGGAUGCCAAGGAGGCGCCACUGACGAAGGAGGAGGUCGGCCGGGCCACGUGGAUGCUGCUUCACACCAUCGCAGCGCAGUUCCCUGACGAACCUACGAGGCAACAAAGACGGGAUGCAAAGGAGUUGAUGCAUAUAAUCUCGAGACUAUAUCCUUGCAAAGAAUGUGCUGAUCACUUCAAGGAAGUUUUGAAAGCAAAUCCUGUGCAGGCAGGAUCUCAGGCUGAUUUCUCCCAGUGGUUAUGUUAUGUCCAUAACGUGGUUAAUCGAAGAAUCAUAGGAAAAGUAAGGUCUCAGGGCCAAAAAGAGGAAAACUGAGGCACACCCUUUUACUCCUACAAUAAGGGCCUUGGGAAGCCAAUAUUUCCCUGCCAAAGAGUAACUGCACGUUGGGGUAAACUGGAUUGUCCUGAGCGCUCGUGUGAUCUAGAAGGCAGCAUCGACAUCAUGCCAAACCGAUGACAUGGCCAAGAAAUCGCUUGAACUUUCUACCCGUAGAUGAUUUCAUUUCAAUACCACUCAUUGAUGAGCACUUGAGCAAUACCAGGGAGAUAAGAAAGAGAAUUCAGGACUCCGUGCUGACAUAGCAGGGCGUCCAUAUGCUUCUGUAUCUUUGGCGUUGGACCGUUGUAGUAAAAGAUAUGAAUGUCUCGUGAUAUUUGUACUUGUCUAUGCCUAGUCUGAUGUCUGACGACUCUUCCAUAACCCAUACCAGUCCGUGCAGAUUUUCAUUUUUGUGCAACCGUCUUAUGUCUGAGCAGUUUUUUUAUAAUAUCACAGGAGUCAGAAGUGUACUCCCCUUUCGAGGGUAGGAAGAUGUGUCGUCCUUUCUAAUACUUAAAUUUCUGUAUCACA